Molecule: messenger RNA, 1416 nt
Organism: Miscanthus lutarioriparius
Lineage: Eukaryota; Viridiplantae; Streptophyta; Magnoliopsida; Poales; Poaceae
Source: the annotation of a GenBank genome assembly
AUGGAGCCCGACGGAGGUGCAGACGAGGACCUAGACAUUGAAGGAGGUGGUCCAUCUACAGUACAAGCAGAUUGGCUUGAAGGGAUGGAUCCUAAAUCCACUUUUAUGCUGAACUUUAAACAUCUUGGUAAUCCAAAGAAAGCUAGGAAGGAUCUUAGAUGUUUUUGUUUUGAGAAAAUUGUGGAUAGUGACAGAACAAAUUUAAAGGACUUAAUUCAAUCAAUCAUAGAGCAAUAUCCACCCAGUUACAUGGAAGUUGCUCAUCUUCAAUAUCAUGACCACGUUUUGAAAAGCUUUCCAGAAGUUAAAACAGACCAAGACUUGAUGUUAAUGUUUGAGAGACACAUGAAUACAAAGGUUGUGGACAUGUUCAUAGCAUAUUGUGAUCCUUCUGAGCAAUACCAUCCUAUCACUGAGUGGGAUAGUGAGAAUAGGAACAAGCCAAAUAAGCCUCCUGGUGACACCACACAAUUGGAUGAGGGUGAGGAUGCUUAUCUACGAAAUCCACAACCAGAGAACGAACAUGUUGGUGUAGAUGAUGAGGGUAUGUACAAUGAACCUGUACAUGGUUUGGACCUAGUUGUUUAUUCUUCCAAAGACAAGGAUAAGCAAUAUGUUCUAGUUGAAGAUGAUGAGGAUGAAGUUGAGUCAGGGUCUGAGUUAGGGAAGUCAGGGUCUGAGUCGGAGUCUGAAAUAGAGGAGGCCGAGGAUUUAGUAGGAGACGACAAUGAGAAAGAUGCUAUUGGUUCACCAAACAGUUUAGCCAUAUGUACUGAUGCAGGGCAGGCAAUCAUGAAUGGUGUAAAAGAGGUGUUUCCACAAGUAGAACAUAGGGAAUGCAUGUUUCACUUAGUGACCAACUUUAAGAAGAAGUUCCAUGGAAAAGUGUUUGAUGACCAUCUUUGGGCAGCAGCUUACUCAUGGAACUCCUAUGUAUUUGAGAAGCAUUGGCUUGCAAUGGAGAAAGAAAAACCAGCCGCAACCGCAUACCUAAGGAAAUGCCAUACUAGGGAACCAAAGAAGAAGAAGAAGGCAGCAUCUCAAUCCAGCAUUGUGCCGAUGGAUGAUGAAACAACAACACAAUCCAUGUCUUUUCCACCAAGGAGGAGCCAAAGCAUUGAGCCUGCAGCUAAGAAAAAGUCCAAACAAGGCACGACUGAAUCUGUAGGAUCAGCAAGGUCCAAAAAAGGUUCAAAUCAACCUGAACCAUCUACGGAGCUUACAAGUGGUGCAGCACCAACAUCUAAAACUGUGAAGGCCAAGGCUAAGACAAAGACAAAGCGGAAGAAUAUAGCUAAAGACAUUGCCAUAAAGCCACUGAUACUUGAUAGCCCUACGAUGGACACAAGAAGCAAAAUAUGUAAUCAUGUUAGCCCUGCAAUGAGCACAAGAAGUAAAAGGAGGCUCAGUUUGUGA